Silurus meridionalis is the source of this 3622-nucleotide messenger RNA. It is a transcript of the gene s100p, whose product is annotated as calcium-activated potassium channel subunit beta-2. Lineage: Eukaryota; Metazoa; Chordata; Actinopteri; Siluriformes; Siluridae. The coding region runs from base 1902 to 2687 and encodes 261 amino acids. The record is from RefSeq and is a predicted model, not a curated record. The transcript has 7 exons. Gene Ontology annotation, molecular function: calcium-activated potassium channel activity; potassium channel regulator activity. Gene Ontology annotation, cellular component: voltage-gated potassium channel complex; membrane. Gene Ontology annotation, biological process: potassium ion transport; detection of calcium ion.
GAAGGUUCUUUGUCCUUAGAGUUUAUGGUAUGACACUGUAGACUUCCAAAAUUAAUUGAUACAAUCCAUGAUGCAUGAUUAGGUUUAGAGCAUUAUUUAAAUCGUAAAAUCAAUGAUUUGCCUUGCAGCCUUGCUAUUGUUAGAGUUCGACAACCAUGCAAUAUCCACAGUUUACAAGUCAUAAACAGUAUUAGUAGUAAUAAUAAUAAUAGCUAAGAAAAAGAAAAAGUGCGAUUCUUCUGUAGCAUGGUCACAUUCAACUUUUACUUUUACCCUGUUAACAAUUUUGUGCAUUGUUAGCAGUUUACAUCCAAUGUUGUAAUUAGUGUCACAGUUUCAUGCAAAGUUAGUCAUGUAAUUACGUCUUAAAUAAAUGUUGUGAGCAGGGGAUUGUAAAACUAAUGAAAAUAACAAAUCUAACGAGACCCAGUGGACACUAUAAACACACACUUUGGAGUGAAUAAUAGAUGCUGCUUGGGGAUUCGUUUUCUUUCAGAAGUGUAGAAGUUAGUAGUGCUCCAUAACAAGCAUCCAAUCACAUCAUAGCUAUCAAUAGAUUCUCAAGAGGCACCAAAAACAAAUAGUGGGGCAUAUUUUUUUGCUAGGUUAUUGGUGAUGCAUGUCUUGGUGAUGAAAUGUCCAGAGGUUUGUAUAUUAAAAAAUCUCCUGAAGACAUCAUAAAACAUAUUUGUACUUCAAGGCAAUAACCUCUAAAUUGUCUUAGCAACAAAUCAUUAGUCAAUUUAUUUUUAAGAAUAAAGAAAAAAUACAUUUCCGAGACCUGUUGUACAACCAUUUGUUUACUUUUGCUGCAGUAAAAUGUUUAAAGAAAAGCUACAAACGGGUAAACUCAUAUCUACAGUCUGCUAUCAUGAUCAUGAUUAUGAGUUAUUAAUUGCCUAUAUUUCUCUCAGUGUUAUUGACCUCAAUCGUUCACUAUUUUCCUCCAAUUACCACAGUGAUCUACUGAUUUACUCAACUAUUACCUCAAUCAAAACCUCAGUCCCUUCGUCAUUCACUCACUAGUAAUUUUCCACUCAUUUAUCCCUGAGUCAAUAAUUCACUCAUUCUCUUUAACAAACCCCUGUUCAUCACAUAUUUUUUGACUGGUUCAUUUGCUCAUACCCUUUUUUUUAUCAUUCACAUGCCAGUAUCACUAUAACAAUUUCUCCCUCAAUCACUCAAGAACAAGAACAAGAACAAAAGAAGACAAGAACAAGUUAUUAGCAAAUAACCUGGCAAAUAAAGGGCCGUUUAGACUGAACUGAAUGAGCUUUUAUUGCAACCAUUAUAUCUUCCCAUACACUCACAAAUAGACUUCAAUUAAGCCAUUCUUUGUUACCUGCACAGACGUGAGCAGCCAUUUAAAAAUGACUCAAACACCUGUGUCAUCGAUGUGUUAUAAAGGCCAACUAUUGGGCAGCUGCUGGGGACAAGAAGGCUCUAAAGAGUGCUUAGAAAAUCCAACCCCCACCCACUGUUCCCUUGCUUGCUUGGUGAGUCAGUAAAUUAGGGAGUGGGUGAGGGAGGGCGGUUGUCACUGAUGCUAUUGGGGAUCAGUAGCGUGGUGGGUGCUCCUUUCCCUGCCCAGUGCUCUGCUCAUUAUCCCUCCAUCCCGCUGCUCACUCACUACCUAUGAAUAGUCAAUAACCAACAAGCAAGCAGGAAAUGAGGGAGCAGAUGAAGGCAACCCUCUGACUGAUGUCAGCUAUGUUUGUGGAGAGCUUCUUUAUUCAGACACCUCCUCGAUGCUUUAAGCCGGCUUUGUUUACCAACCUCUAUGUGUGAUGAAGCGUCUCAGAUCGUUGUGAGCGAUGCUGCCUCUGAGCCGUGACUCAGAGUGAGACACUUCCUUAUUAUCCCAGCAGUCCUUGACGAGUACAUUAGAAAGUCCUGGGAGGAUGUUCUUGUGGGCUGGAACCAAAGGACCUCAUGGAUCAGGAAAUGAAAGAAGGACCAUUUAUCAGAAGAUCAGAGAAUAUGACAUUCUGGACAAGAGGAAGACUGUGACAGCACUGAAAGCUGGAGAGGACAGAGCAAUUCUCCUUGGUCUUUGCAUGAUCUUCUUUUCUGUCAUGAUGUACUUUGUCCUGGGAAUUACAAUGGUGCGGUCCUAUUCAGACAGCGUCUGGACAGAGGAAUCAAGCUGUGUUGUGUUAAAUUCAACUAUUAUUGGGGAGAAUAACUGUAGCUACAGCUGUGGUGCUGAGUGCUGGAAGAGUUCCCGAUACCCGUGCCUGCAGGUGUACGUCAGCCUGAACUCAUCAGGCCGAAUACUAAAGCUGUCCUACAAUGAGGAAGCCCAUGAGGCUAAUUCUGAGUGUUUCUAUGUUCCCAAGUGCCGUAAAGAUUACUCAACAACUCAUGCCUUGAUCGUCAAUAUCUCAGAGCGCCUGAAGUUACAGCACCAGGUCCGUUGUUACACAGACCCAGCAGAGCAGCAGGACAGCGCCAUCCUGAUGCGCCUCUAUGGUCGUGCCGCCAUUCUCUCCUCGCUGCUGUGGCCCACAUGCAUGUUUGUGAUUGGUGUGCUCAUCAUUGCCAUGGUCAAACUCACCCAAUACCUUUCCAUCCUCUGUGAGCGGAUAAGCCGCAUUAAGAGGACUGAUCUUACUCCACUUGCAUCUGCCACGCCCUCCAGGGAGGGCAGCAAAAACUGCAGUAGAGCCAUGCUGGAUGGGAUUUGAAAAGGUCCAAUGGUGAAAAGGUCAAAAGUGGAACGAUGGACAGAUUCUUUGGCUGAACCUUGUUUUCUUCACCUCUAAAAAACAGCGCAAUUAUUUAAGGAAAAGAGAGACCAAGACCAAAGUUGUGCAAUGUGCCUCUGCCCUCCUGUCAAAUUUGCUUAGCAAUUCAUGUUGUGUUGACAAGGACAGACAUUUGUCAAGCCUUCAGAGACUGAAAUUUGUGGUUGGAAUAAUAAAGCGCAGGUUGGUGCAUUCAUUCCAGAAUAAAACUUCUGUUACUAGCAGAGCCUACAGUAAGCUUUUUCAUGCCGAGACCACGAGUUAGUCAUUCAUGGCUUCCCUUAAAAACUACAUUACAUAAUAACUAUACAUAAGAAUAAAUCUGUUACCAAGCAAUAAUCUUGCUUAAUGUGCAGCGUGCGCUUAGUUACAGUUUCAUGUUUUGUUCAGAUAUGAUGUAUGUUUAUUAAUUUUCACAUGAAAGCCAAAUCUACAGCGCUGAUUAUUUACAGAAAAUCAAUAGUUUAAAUUACUAAAGCCUUGAUAAGGCCUGGUGGAGUCAUACUUUGUCCUUGAUGACCAUUUUCAAAUGUAAUUAAUUAUUUAAUAGGCUCUAUAGUUUCCUAUUGGGAAACCAAUAUAUGUAACACAGAUCAAUACUGUUUUGUCAAUGAAAACCAAGGAACUUCAUUAACCUGAUUUUAGUCUCUAAAUGCAUUACAGAUAUGUUCAAAACUAGGUUUUACUUGUUGCAAUAAAAGUGCCUGAGCUUAUUUGAAAAUGUGUCUUAACGUCACUGAACCUGUACAUUUCAUUUUGUUAUUUUGAGGGUUUUUCAAACAGACACAACUUGUUGGAUUUACUCCUAUAGUUUAAGUGGUGUGUAAAUGACAUAUUUAUAGCAUUAAAUUAUUUUAAAGAAAACCUUUUGGUCC